AACGCCCUCCAAGUUAAGAUUGCACCAUAUACCACGUAUAGCAAACAGGCAGCGGCGGCGUCGGAGGCGAUUUUGAGUGGUCCAUUAAAGGCUGUGGCAGAAUGCCUGGUCUGUCGCUUCACACGCCCACCAUACCCACAGGCAAAGCGAAGCGAAGAAGAAACAGAAGAACAACGAAGACAACGACAUCAGCGACAAAAACAUAAACAUGGCAUACCCUUCGCCGCCAAAUCAACUAUACCAAAAAGAGCAACAACAAAAACAACCGAACCAAAUAGAACCACCAAAACAUCCCAGCCACUGCGAUGGGCAUUGUCAGCAGCAGCACGACCAAUUCAGUGCCAAAAUUUGGGCAUCGUUUUUAUUGUCCUCGUCUGGCUACUCACAUUCAAUGUCGGCAAGGUCAGUGCUGUGGACGUGUCGGCGGCGGUAACCUUCCCCAACAAAGCCACUGCUACUUUACUCCAUGCAACAACAAUUCUCUCCCAUUCCGACAAUUUAAUAGCUUCCCUCUCCCAAAACGUUGGAGUUCUUCAGACACAUGGCCACAAUAAUGAAGUCCUUUAUGCAGAAAGUGAUGAAGUCACCACCAACGAUAACCGCCUUAAUUCCACACCUCCAACUCCUAUCGUAUAUCCAACAACGUCAUUUAAUGACUCCAUCACUGCCAGCAACAGCUCCUCCAAUGCCACCUUUGAUAGCGAAGUGCCCGAAAUUCCAGCAUACAUUCGCACCACUGCCAUGGUUUUGUGCAUUGUCAUCAUGCUAAUGGGUGUUAUUGGAAAUGUCAUGGUACCCAUCGUCAUUAUAAGAACCAAGGACAUGCGAAAUUCCACAAAUAUUUUUCUAACAAACCUCAGCAUAGCUGAUCUUUUAGUUUUAUUAGUUUGUACACCCACAGUUUUGGUCGAAUUGAACACUAAGCCGGAAACUUGGAUUUUGGGUCAUGAAAUGUGUAAGGCUGUCCCAUUUAUUGAACUAACCGUCGCCCAUGCCUCCGUACUGACAAUUUUGGCCAUAUCAUUUGAACGUUACUAUGCGAUUUGUGAACCUCUAAAGGCCGGUUACGUUUGUACCAAGACGCGCGCAAUUCUGAUCUGUUCACUGGCUUGGGGCAUUGCGGCCUUAUUUACGAGUCCCAUAUUUUGGAUAUCUGAAUACAAGUUCCUCGACUAUAUCGAUGGGUCUUCGGUUCCAGUGUGUCUGACGCAAGCCUUAACGAUUUGGACACUGGGUUUCUUCCUGAUGACCACCAUGGUAUUCUUCAUAUGUCCCCUGUUGAUUUUGAUUGUCUUGUAUGGGGUCAUUGCGAAGAAUUUGAUCUCAGAUACGGGAACGAUGAUGCGUAUACGACCCAUUAAACCGGAACUGAGUUUGAAGGCCCGCAAACAGGUUGUCCUAAUGCUGGGAGCAGUGGUCCUGUCCUUUUUCCUCUGCCUACUGCCAUUUCGCCUUUUGACUUUGUGCAUCAUUCUGACACCGGAUAGGAUUCACGAUCUAGGUGUUGAGCGUUACUACAAUCUCCUGUACUUUUGCCGCAUCAUGUUCUAUUUGAACUCGGCCAUUAAUCCCAUUCUCUACAAUUUGAUGUCAACAAAAUUUCGCAAAGGAUUCUACAAACUGAUCUGUUCCGUAUGGCUCAGCCUGUUCACCUCAGUCACCUGUGGUUACUGUGGGGCGUGUGGGAAAAUGAGAGGAGUCAAUGCCAUGGCCAUCAUCACUACCACAUCUAAUUCUAAUACAAACACCACCACCAAUACCUCCUCCAGUAUUUUGUCACGCAGUUCGAAUCGACGCUCCAGUGAUGAAGUUUGCAAUCGCACCCGCGUCCAGAUACAAAUGCAAAUGCCCUGCGGUAGCGAUUGUGAAAUGGUAGCCAUGCUACACAGCAAUAGUACGUCUGUGGUGGCGGCCAGUUUGCCGGCUCUCAAUAAAUACGGAGCAACGAAAGCUCAUCCCCAGCGGCGUUCGUCAUCCUCAUCGAUCCAGACGGGCGUGAAUGCCCCCUCUCUUCAGCAUUCACAUCAUCAUCAUCCGCAUCAGCAUCAUCGCCAUGUAGCUUGUAGUCGCUUGAAGGCCAAACAUGUAAGUUUCGAAGAAGAUGCUGCAAUGGCUUAAGGGCUUUAAGAAAAUGGUAUGGGACGAAGUAUGUCCCACUUUGGCCAUAGCUUUAGUUUGGCAAGUCAUUCAUUUGGAGUAGUCUUCAUUAAGUCUCCAUAUACGAGUAUUGUAUUGUGUAUUUAGUAGUAUUUAGUUUAUAUCUAUGUUAUGUCUGUAUGUAUGUAGUAGUGUAUAUAAAUGUGUACGUCUUAUCACUCAGUGUGGCAAUAUAAAAUAGAUUUGAUGAAGACGGCGACAACGUCUUAGCUGAACAUCAAA
Molecule: messenger RNA, 2379 nt
Organism: Stomoxys calcitrans (stable fly)
Lineage: Eukaryota; Metazoa; Arthropoda; Insecta; Diptera; Muscidae
Product: trissin receptor
Exons: 4
Biological process (GO): G protein-coupled receptor signaling pathway
Cellular component (GO): plasma membrane
Molecular function (GO): G protein-coupled receptor activity
Source: RefSeq, a predicted model, not a curated record